Molecule: messenger RNA, 2616 nt
Organism: Camponotus floridanus (Florida carpenter ant)
Lineage: Eukaryota; Metazoa; Arthropoda; Insecta; Hymenoptera; Formicidae
Exons: 5
Coding region: 586-1860 (424 amino acids)
Source: RefSeq, a predicted model, not a curated record
AAAUUAUUUCUUUUCAAACAACAUUUAUAUGCAUCAUUUUAUGUCUAAAACAAAAGAGAGAUUUCCAUCAAAUUUUUCGAGUAUUAUAUUGUUAUUUAAUUAGUAGGCCGUGCGAAAAAUGCGCAAAGUCAAUCACAAGUGGAUUGGAAAUACAAGUGCAACGAGGAAAAAACGUAUUUAAUAAACAUUUAGGAAGGAAAAGUAGACGACAAGGAGGAUAAAGGAAAGAGAUAAUCAACGAAUAAUAUACGACCCCCACGAAAUGAGAAGAGAGAAGACCGUCUCGCGGUAUCACGUAUCGCGUAUCGCGCAGCUGAUCGUCUCCAGUGGAGGCUCUCAGUUUCUCUUCAAUCGCCGUGAGUGCAUCAUCAUCAGCGGAUGUGCGAUCGACACGAUACACGUGUGAAAGUUUGCCGUUCAUGUAUGUACUUCCUCACGCGCGAGGGCUCUCAGGAAGAAGCUACGAGACUCAUCGAUGACGAGAGCGCAGCUGUUUGAGCAUGCAACGAUGGUUACCGGCCUUGGACGAACCUACAUGCGGUAGCACCCUAUGCGUCAUCGGACGCCGUCGAAUGCCAUCGGGGGAUGCAUUCGAGUACCGGCGUUCGAGCGGCGAUCCCGCGCGAUUCCAGAAUCAAUUCCGAUGGUACAGAAAGACGCGCUUACGCCGUGUCGCCUACAAUCGAGCCGUAUGGGAUCGAAUGGGUAAGGUCAGAUUUGGGCGAGAUCUCUAAAUUCGUAAGCGGCAUCAUAGGCGGCAAGUCAGCAGCUACAGCUCAGCGAGUUAAUGCGAGAUGUUACAAAACGUCCAUCAGCUCCGGUUAUUCGAGCCACUCUCCGCUGUUAUCGGUCGGUUCGUGCUCUUAUUAUGCGUCAACGUCGACGAGAGAUCUGUCGUACGGUGGUCUGGCCGUGAUUCACGAGAACGAGACAGCUUGCGUACCGCAACCCAUUUGGCCUUUCGUCGCGUGUCAUCAGGCCGAAAAUAUCGAUUAUGAAGGUAUCUAUACCUGUCGUGUAUGCGGUUGCACGUGUAGCUAUUCGCCGCCGUCGUCAUCGUUGGCGUCAUCACCGCUGAGAUCUUCAGCGCGCGAAGUGUUGCUCGAAUUAUCUCGAACUCUCACUUCUAUGAUAGACGGUGGCAUUGCUGUAGCACCGGAAGAUAUUUUGCGCGAUAUCUCGCGUAUCGUCUCCCUCGAGAUCGGUCCAAGGAAUGACAAUUUAUACGAAUACGUUUAUCCUUCCUGGGCUUUCAACGACGAUAAUCUAUCGGUAUCACCGAGUUACAUCAAGGACGUACCGCCGAGAAUGAAUUCUGCCAAUUCUGAAUUAUACGGGUCCCGUGCUUUCUAUGAGAGUAACUCGGUGCGAUCCGCGUUGUUGCUUAAGAAUGAUAGAAUAACGAGACGCGAAAACAUAGAAAGGGAGUCUUGCGAAACGUCCAGUGGUCCAUACGUCCUUGACUACCUCGAUGGCAAAAAAGUUGGAAGUGAUUGCGCGAAACUAUCGUUUGGACCGGAUAAAGAUUCUAAGCGGUGCCAAAACGGAUUCACCUCGACCGAAUCGAAAUAUUCAACGCAGUUGGAUUACAGCGAUGUUGGCUCGUCUAGCGAAGAAACGAUCGCUUCGUCCAAUGAUUCGAAUCAGCGCUUGGCCGUUCAAGACCUAGAAAAGGACUUUGAUUUCACUCUCGACGUAACGCGUGCCGAGCGUUUAACUCGAACAAUCGCAAAAGCGAAACGGAAACGGCAAUGGUGCAGAGUCCUCACCACUCUCGUCGGCUUAAUUUUCUUCAUAUUAAGCAUCAUUGUCGUCUCGUUAUGCAUAACGAGAGGUCGUAAAGUGUUUGGAAGCAUUUAAGAGUCAAAGAUUUAUCUUAUCCGGAUGCAUUCCUUCUUAAAAAUGCGAAUCAUUCGCAGCGAUCGAUGCUCUUAAAAUUUCUCCUUUACUAAAAACCGACCAGUUGGAAAGUUCUGGGAAUCUCGGGUGUCAUCUGAAUGCGCGAUACAUUAUAUAUUUUAAUAGAUUUUAGAAUAUUCUACGAAAUACUUUGAUGGCUCUUUCACCAGACAUUUUGCGAUACAAAUACUCUCGUUUCAUAUGCAUAUCUAUUUCAGUACCUUAUAUAUAGAGAUAUGUAAUCUCGCAAUGAAUGGCUGUGACCAUGUCCUUACGUAUAAUUAAAUAUCAGAGAUCGUAUAGCAUUACGAUCGGGCUAAGUUUAAGUAAAUAUAGGCGUGGUAACGUUAUCAUUCUAUCGAUAUCGCGCGAUAAAGAGAAACUAAGAUCUAUGGAAGCUUUUCAGCAAGAAUAUUACACAAUUGAUUAUCGAAUAAAAAGAAUUCUCAGUUCACUUUAAAUAUCCUCUCUAUUCGAUAGACAAUUGCGUGACGGUAUCUAUCUAUAUCUACCAAUCCACCUGUGUUUUCUUACUGCAAAGUUCCCUACGUAACGGAUAAUUUUUGCGCGCAUGUGCAUCAAGUUAACACUAGUCCGACUAGUCCGCUCAGCGCGGCGUUGCAAGCAAAGACAGUGAAAACAUAAUAAAAACGUCAGAGGACGUAUAUGUAAGUGUAAACCUAUUGAAACGUAUAACCUUCGUAUCACGAAUACGAA